AUGUGCAGCAGCCGGUUGGCCUUGAGGUACUGGCUCGACGGCUCGACACCUGGCUUGAGCUCCAACGGCAGACUGUUCAUCCAGUCCUGCAGAUCGAUCUCGAGCUGGUACACGAUGUCGUGGGUCAUGAGCUCGGGACAGACGGUCGCCCUGUUUCUCGAACCGAUAGCCGUCCACGGUGAUGUUUUCGUCGUCGAGCUCUAUUGGCAUGUCCUGGUCAAAGUCGUCCUCGCUGAUUGUACGAGGCAGACCCAGCAUCGUGUUGACGUAAAUGUCCAUCUUGUAGAUGGUCCAGAACAGCCGUUUUCUAAUCUCGAGCUCGAUGGGGUUGAAUGGAUAGUCCAGCUUUCUGUGCAGGCCUUCUCUCAGCGCGGCUCGAAGCGCAAUGCCAAUGUAUGCGUAGCAGGUGGACAGUCUGGCGGAACACUGCAAGAAAAUGAUCAACAUCACAAUCGUCUGGAUACCGUAGGUGUCUCUGGUGUCUGUGAUGUCGAUCAGCUUUCUUGCAGCAAUGAAAUAUCUAUAACCUUCAUCCUCAAACACCUCGUUCUCGGUGUGUUGCUCGCCGUUCUUGGAACCGGUGGUUUUCUCGUCGCUCUUGAGGAACAACGCUCCACAGGCCAUCACCGAGUACACCAGUGGCAGGAACCGCUGCUGCUUGUUGGUGUACUGGCUGGGCUCUGUGUCGUCUGUGUGAUCAGACGCAGGGCGACCUCGCGCGAAGGAAGAAUGAUCUUGAUCUCCUUGCCCAUGCUGGACUCGUACGAGCCGUCAAUGCCUGGAUGGACGUUUGAGGCUCCGUGCGGACUGUGGAAAUGCAGGGUGUCUGCUGGCGAAUGGUCGCGUGGUUUCAUCGUGGUGGACACCGACGGCGACUUCGACACGGUGGGCAACGACGGCACAGGCACGUCGGGCAACGCAGAGUACUCUUCGGCAAUGGUCUUGCUGGAAUCCUUGGACUCGUCACACGACUUCUCGCGCAGCUUGUUCAUGGCCGUUACGAGCUUCAUAGGGUUGAUUGGCCGCGGAUUGUCGUUCAGAUCGGUCAAUUUGAUGUCGGGGAGAAGCCGGUGGAGAAUGUCGUCGUACAGCUUGAGUCUAUCGGUGAGUCUGGCCAUCAUUUCUGGGUUGCUGAUAGGCAGUUGCGAGCUGGGGCCUGAGCCAUGGUUGGCCGAGCCGUGGCUCGACGGCGAGGCGCCAGAUCCAGGCUGGGUCUUCUUCUUUGUCCUGCUAGGCUGGUCGUACGUGCAUUCGUAG
Molecule: messenger RNA, 1257 nt
Organism: Ogataea philodendri
Lineage: Eukaryota; Fungi; Ascomycota; Pichiomycetes; Pichiales; Pichiaceae
Exons: 3
Coding region: 1-1257 (418 amino acids)
Source: RefSeq, a predicted model, not a curated record